GCGUCACGGUUUAAUCGUAUAAUGCAAUCGCUUCUUGUAGAGCUGUGACUUAUUCGAUGAGUGCCAAAGUUUCUAAGGAUAUUCCUGUCUUUUUUGAUUUGUUGGGAGAGCUUCAGUGCAAAAUAGAUGAAGCGACUAAGUUUAUACGUGGAGUAGAAAGUCGUGUCCAUAAUGGAGAAUUCAACACUAGCAAGGGAAUUAGUUUGUUGGAUGUCAAGUAUCAUCUGCUGCUUGGGUAUUUAAUUGAUCUUAGUCAAUGUAUUCUAAUGAAGACAGAAGGAAAAUCUAUUCACGGCAUCGAUGCAGUCAACAGACUAGUAGACACUCGAGUGAUUUUAGAAAAGUUGAGACCACUUGAACAAAAGUUAAAGUAUCAAAUUGACAAGCUAGUCAAACUUACUACAUCAGGCAUGGCAGGUUUAAGCAAUGACCCUCUGAUGUUCAAGCCAAAUCCUGAAAUGCUCAUCAGCAAGCUGCCUGUUUCUGGUGCUGUUGAAAGUGGAGGUGACGAUGGCAUCAAUGAAGACGAAGUCAGAGUUUAUGUUCCUCCACGUGUUACUGCUGUUCCAUUUGAAGAGGAUGGCAGGCAGACUAAAGAGCAGAAAGAGAAAGAGACAUUGCAAAAACGAGCUCUCAGCAGUGCAAUGCUGAAAGAACUUCAAGAUGAAUUCUGGGAUGGCCCAGAGGAGAUCAAUUCUCAGGAUUUAAGUAGCAGUUACAGAAGAAAACGAGAAUUAGAGAGCGAAAAAGAAAGGCUCCGGUAUGAAGAGGAGCAUCUUGUAAGGAUGCCAACUAGAAAACGGCAAACAGCAGUGGUUAGGACAGCAGAGCAGGAGCUGGAUGACCUAAUGCAGUUCGAUGAUUCAAGUUUCUUUACAGGAGCAGGGAAGAAGGGAAUAAAACGGAAAAGAACAUCAGGUGGUCACAACAAAGCAAAGAGAAGAAAAGCAAAGCGAACGGGUCGCACAAGGAAAAAGCACUAAGUGCAGUGAGAACACUAGUUAUAUUUGUUAUUGCUGAUUUUACAUAGUAAGCAAUGGUUUGAUUGAGAAAAUAUACUCGUGUUCUACACUA
This is a messenger RNA of Corticium candelabrum, 1074 nucleotides long. Its product is annotated as neuroguidin-A-like. Gene Ontology annotation, biological process: maturation of SSU-rRNA from tricistronic rRNA transcript (SSU-rRNA, 5.8S rRNA, LSU-rRNA). The coding region runs from base 57 to 983 and encodes 308 amino acids. The transcript has 13 exons. The record is from RefSeq and is a predicted model, not a curated record. Gene Ontology annotation, cellular component: nucleolus; small-subunit processome. Lineage: Eukaryota; Metazoa; Porifera; Homoscleromorpha; Homosclerophorida; Plakinidae.